This is a messenger RNA of Schizosaccharomyces octosporus yFS286, 1728 nucleotides long. RefSeq names its product DUF887 family protein. The record is from RefSeq and is a predicted model, not a curated record. The coding region runs from base 338 to 1204 and encodes 288 amino acids. Gene Ontology annotation, cellular component: endoplasmic reticulum; membrane. The transcript is spliced from 4 exons. Gene Ontology annotation, biological process: lipid homeostasis. NCBI's taxonomy places the organism in Eukaryota, Fungi, Ascomycota, Schizosaccharomycetes, Schizosaccharomycetales, Schizosaccharomycetaceae.
CUCAUGAUCAAUAUUCGAUACAAUUUCCUACCUGAAUACAUCUUUAUAAUUUUUUUUUUAUCCUUUGAAAUUCUUUGUAAAAGUAUCAACACUCCGAUCUGUUUUGAUUUUUUAAACAGACAAUUGCCAUUGAGACGCAGUUUGUGUAAUUGAAGUAUUCACUUUCUACCAUCACCUUCGUGCAACAAGAAGCAAUUAAAAUUGCUUAGACGAUAACAUUACAAGUAAAAAAUAGUUUAAGGAGAAGAAUUCCAUUUUUUCUCCAAGCUUACGUUUGAAUUUCAUUCGUUUUAGAAGAGAAGUAAAUAGACGCUGGCAAUAUAAAACCACAUACGAAAUGAAUUCUACAGCAUCCAAUGAUGGAUUAUUUCCUCGUGGACCUCUGUUUUUAGAGAAUUUGGUAACUCCUUAUUGUGAAAAACUUGGGCUUUAUAAAUUACCCAGGCAUAUUCACGUAGUCAUUCUCAGUGCUUUGUUUUAUCAGUUUAUCAAUCUUCUUUCUCCUUGGAUAUCCAACAAACUGAGCAGACAUUACAAGCACUUGUCCAGGCGUACCAAGCUGAACUGGGAUUCUCACGUUGUUAGUUCUGUUCAGAGUGUCCUUCUCAUUUCUCUAGGCUAUCUCAUCCUGAGAGAAGUGAAUAACUUCAAUGACAAACUCUUUGGGUAUUCCGUCUAUGCAGGUGAUAUAUAUGCUUUGGCAGAUGGUUACUUUCUCUGGGAUUUGUAUAUUACUGUUCGUUACGCUAAAAUUACCGGCUUGGGAUUUGUCGUUCAUGCGGUUGCUGCAUUGUUCGUGGUAACAUUCAGCUAUUCCCCAUACCUCAUGUACUAUGGUCCAACUUACUUGUCUUGGGAAUUAAGUACCCCUUUCUUAAACAUUCAUUACUUUUUGGAUAAGACGAACAAAACAGGAUCCAAAUUCCAAAUUCUUAAUGGUAUUCUUCUUAUCCUUACCUUUUUCUUCGUUCGUAUCGUUUGGGGUUGGUACUCUGCUUAUAGCACCUCAAUGGAAAUUAUUCGCCGUGUAACUGAAAUUCCUCGCGGCCUUAGCUUGUUUUACUUAGCUGCAAACAUGUCUUUGAAUUGCUUAAAUCUUUUCUGGGUUUUCAAAAUGAUGGAUGCUAUUCGUCGUCGUGCUCAUGGUGAGAAACUGAGCCCUGCCCAAACUGCCAACUCCGAAGUUGCUAAAAAGAACCUCUAAAGUACAUUAUGUACCUUUUUUCAUAAGAAGAUAUUUACCUUAACUCUCAUUUCUAAUAUUCCACAAGUAAAGAUUACUUACCGUCUGAUUUUAAGAUGACAACCUUUCAAUCUUAGUGUUCAUCACUUACAACUCUGCAUACUUAUCCUUAUUGUUAGCUUAUCAACUCGCUUUUUUCUUUUUAAUGAAAGUUCUAGCUUGUUUUUUAAUUUUUGUAAGUUACAUUUCAAUGAUAAAAUAAGCUACCCUCUUUAUAAAUUCAGUAACGCCUAGUUUCUUUACGAUAUGCAUCGUUUGUCAAAGCAGGUUUUUAAUAACUUAAUAGAAAUGUUGUUGAGAACAGCAUUGAUGUUAAUUUCAAAUGUUAUAUAUGGUAAACAAAAGAACGAGUGCAAACUAAACAAAAUACUAUGAGAGAUACAAUAAUGGAAGAACUAAUUACUAUUAUUCUUUAACAAAAAGUAAAAUUUUCGAAUAAUUAGAGCCGACUGUGUAAAGUAAUAAUCACUUGAUUGAUGUGUUUG